Messenger RNA from Argentina anserina (silverweed cinquefoil), 1615 nucleotides. Its product is annotated as LEAF RUST 10 DISEASE-RESISTANCE LOCUS RECEPTOR-LIKE PROTEIN KINASE-like 2.1. Gene Ontology annotation, biological process: protein phosphorylation. The record is from RefSeq and is a predicted model, not a curated record. NCBI's taxonomy places the organism in Eukaryota, Viridiplantae, Streptophyta, Magnoliopsida, Rosales, Rosaceae. Gene Ontology annotation, molecular function: ATP binding; protein kinase activity.
CUACUGGUCGUUUUGACCUUCUUCCCAAACAAAAAGAAAUCUUUUUGGUAUAUAAUUGCACCUCAGCUUUGGGUGAUGAGUCGUUUUCCAAGUACAAAAUCGGUUGUUUUGGGACUAGUAGUUCCGUUCUGGCGCUUCCUGGGGAUCAACAGAAACUAUUUGCUCAGGUGUCUGAAAAGUGUGGAAGCAAAGUGGUUGUUAAUACAACCGUAGAAGAUUAUGGGAGUGAUAUUCUUAAGUUGGGUAUGCAAGAGGUGUUGAGAAGAGGGUUUGUUAUGAAAUGGAUAGCAGACAACUGCGGCGAAUGCGAGAGCAGUGGGGGGAAGUGUGGUUUCGAUCUCAAUGUGUCUCAAUUCAGAUGUUUCUGCCCAGAUGGGCCUCAUCCCGUCAGCUGUAACGGUAAAGGAGAUGCAUUGGCAGUGAAGAUUGAACUGGGCCUAGGACUAGGUGUUGUAGGUGGUCUUCUGAUAGUAUCCAUUGUAAUUCGCUGCUUCAGAAGAAAGUUUAUUGAGAAAUCUACUUUCUUUUGGAUGAACAAUUUUCGCAGUCAUGAAACUGUUCAGGAAUUUCAAAUGGACUAUGGACCAAUUCAAGUUAAGAGAUACAGCUACUUGGAUGUGAAGAAAAUGACCAACUCCUUUAAUAAUAAAUUAGGACAAGGCGGCUACGGUGGUGUAUACAAAGGAAAACUAAACGAUGGUUGUCUUGUAGCGGUGAAGAUCUUGAACACAUCAAAAGGUAAUGGAGAAGAGUUUAUGAAUGAGGUUGCAGCCAUCAGUAGAACUUCCCAUGUCAACGUUGUUAACUUGUCAGGAUAUUGUUUUGAGGGUUCAAAGAGAGCUCUUAUAUAUGAAUUCAUGCCUAAUGGAUCUCUUGAGAAGUUCAUAUUUGAUACAAAGAAUCGACAAAAAGAUCAACAGUUGGGGUGGGAAGCAUUGGAACGAAUUGCACUUGGCAUUGCUCGAGGACUAGCAUAUCUACAUCGAGGUUGCAACACAAGAAUUUUGCAUUUUGAUAUUAAGCCUCAUAACAUUCUUCUUGACGAAAACUUCUCGCCGAAAAUCUCAGACUUUGGCCUUGCUAAAUUAUGCAAGGGAAAUGAGAGUAUUGUAUCAAUGCUGGGUGCUAGAGGUACUGCUGGAUACAUUGCUCCAGAAGUGUUUUGUAGAAAUUUUGGUGGUGUCUCACACAAAUCCGAUGUGUACAGCUAUGGAAUGAUGCUUUCAGAGAUGGUUGGAGGAAGAAGGAACAUUAGUGUUGAAGUUGAAAAUACAAGUGAGAUAUACUUUCCCCAUUGGAUAUAUAGGCGACUUGAAUUGGAUCAAGAACUUGGCUUGCACAAUAUCAUGAACGAGGAAGACAUUCAGAGCAAGGAGAUGAUAAUUGUGAGCUUAUGGUGCAUACAAACUGAUCCCUCAAACCGGCCAGCAAUGAAACAAGUGAUAGAAAUGUUGGAAGGGAGUAUUGAUUCUUUGGAGAUACCACCAAACCCCUACUUGUCUUCUUCUCCUCCAAAACCCCUAGAAUCACCACAUUCUUCUACUUUGGUAUCACUACAAUAGAACUCCAUAUUUAAUAUACUUGUAUUUCAAAGGAAUCUUAAUGUGGUAAAUAA